Boleophthalmus pectinirostris (great blue-spotted mudskipper) is the source of this 2339-nucleotide messenger RNA. It is a transcript of the gene alg1, whose product is annotated as ALG1 chitobiosyldiphosphodolichol beta-mannosyltransferase. Bases 5 to 1483 code for a protein of 492 amino acids. The transcript is spliced from 13 exons. NCBI's taxonomy places the organism in Eukaryota, Metazoa, Chordata, Actinopteri, Gobiiformes, Gobiidae. Gene Ontology annotation, molecular function: mannosyltransferase activity. Gene Ontology annotation, cellular component: endoplasmic reticulum. The record is from RefSeq and is a predicted model, not a curated record.
AAACAUGGCGCCGCGCUGCUCCUCCGCCGCGGUUUGCUCCGCUUUCGUGCUCGUUUUCGCCGUUUUCCUCUCGUUUGCUCCACUUCCAGCGGCUCUGACCUGGACUGCGGGCUGUGCGGUGGCUGUGUGCGGGGUCUCGGUGCUCUGUCUGCGGCGUGGAGACAGCAGCACCCCGCGCCGAGCCUGCGUGCUGGUGCUGGGGGACAUCGGGCGCAGUCCUCGGAUGCAGUACCACGCUCUGUCCCUCAGCAAACACGGCUUUAACGUGACUUUUGUUGGAUUUUUGGAUUCUAAACCUCAUCCUGACGUGCUCCGAGAGGAAAAGAUUCGGAUCAGGGCCAUUUCUGAAGUCAGAGGAAUCAGAGUUGGACCCAGACUGUUGGCAUACGUGACCAAAGUGAUGGCUCAGAGCUUUCAGCUGCUGUUCGUUCUACUCUCCAUGGACCUGCAGGCUUUUAUUCUGAUGCAGAAUCCUCCUGGGCUGCCGGGCAUCGCAGUGGCCUGGUUCGUUGGUUUGAUUCGCGGUUCCCGGUUCAUCAUCGACUGGCACAACUACGGCUACAGCAUCAUGGCCCUGACCCACGGAGAGAGGCACCCCAUCGUACGACUGGCAAAGUGGUAUGAACAUAUGUUUGGACCUUUGGCAUCUCAUAAUCUCUGUGUGACGAAUGCCAUGAAGGAAGAUCUGCUCAAGAACUGGGGCAUCAGAGCCGUGACGCUGUACGACCGCCCGGCCUCAGUGUUCAGAGAAACUCCAGUGAGACAAAAACACCAGCUCUUUAUGAAACUCAGUGAGACGUACACAGUCUUCAGACACUCACGGUCUGGAGAUGAGAGCAAAGACGUGGAGCAGACGGCAUUCACAGUUCACAAUUUAAAUAAAGAAACGGUGGAUUUAAAAGAGAAGAGACCGGCUCUCCUCAUCAGCAGCACCAGCUGGACAGAGGACGAGGACUUCUCCAUUCUUUUGAAGGCUCUUGAAGAAUACGAGGCUCUGGUCGAAGGAGGAGCGUCUUUACCGCCUUUAGUUUGUGUCAUCACAGGUAAAGGCCCUCAGAAGCAGUUUUACGUCUCCCUCAUGGAGUCUCUGUGUCUGCAGCAUGUUCAGAUGUGCACGCCCUGGCUCGAGGCGGAGGACUACCCCGUCCUACUGGGUUGUGCAGACCUGGGUGUGUGUCUGCACCUCUCUUCCUCUGGUCUGGAUCUGCCCAUGAAGGUGGUGGACAUGUUCGGCUGCUCUUUACCCGUCUGUGCCAUUCACUUUAACUGUCUGCACGAGCUGGUCAAACACGACGAGAACGGCCUGAUUUUUAAAGACUCGCAUGAACUCGCUCAACAGCUGCAGACUCUGCUGUCGGACUUCCCCUCAGCGCUGGAGGGAAAACUGGCCUCGUUCAGAACAAACCUCAGACUGAACCGAGGCCAGAGCUGGGACCUCAACUGGGAUCAGAAUGUGCUGCCUCUGAUCCAAAAACCACACUGACCAAUCUCCACUCAAAUCAUUAAAAAAAACACUGGAAUUUAAGACAAAGGGCUGAAAAUCUGGCUUAUCUUCUACCAAGAACUAAAUAGACCAUAAUCCUUUGCUCUGCCAAACUGCUGAACAGUCUUGGCAAAACAAAUCUCCAUGGAGACAAACCCUCCACCAGAAAAGCUGCAUAGUGUGCACAGUGAAAAUGUAUUUGUUCAAUACAAAUGUUCAACAGAAGAAACAACAAGCUGCUAAGCCCAGAGUGGUACUGCACUGUGAAUGGAGAGUGCAAUGAACUGUGGAAGUGUCUUGCCCAAGGACAAACCACAGUAUGAGGUUUGAACCACUGACUUCCUGGUUGUCCUGCAAGUGCCUAUCCCACUGCACCCCCUCUGUCACUCUCAUUCAUGAUAAUGGUGAAGAGUUCAUCAAAUGCUUUUCUCUAUGGAGAGUUAUUGCUUUGUCUGGAAUGUUCCACAGUAUUGCAUUAAACCUUUCUAUCCUCAUGGAGACCAAACCAGACCAAGUUACAGGUCAGAUCUGUGGAGAGACGAACCCACUCAGUUUUUCUGAGCUAUAAAACCACCUGUAAUUGAAUAAAUGUAAGGUAGAGCUGUUUAAUGUCACACUGUGGGACAUUUCAAGUUACAAAGUGCACCUUUAAACAACUGUUAAAAGGAUUUUGAGAACCUGAAGGCCUCAUAUUUUGUAUCUAAAUAUAAAUGUAUUUUUAUGUCAAUGUUACUUUGUAAAGAGCUAAAAUAUGACCAAAGAUACUGGUGUAAAAUAAUAAUGGUUAUAAGAUUCUAAGUAUUUUUUAAUGACUUUGAUACAGAAGCAAAUGUGUAAAAUAAAAUCUUUAAUGUUA